Molecule: messenger RNA, 2783 nt
Organism: Zonotrichia albicollis (white-throated sparrow)
Lineage: Eukaryota; Metazoa; Chordata; Aves; Passeriformes; Passerellidae
Gene: HHLA2
Product: HHLA2 member of B7 family
Biological process (GO): cell surface receptor signaling pathway; T cell costimulation; positive regulation of T cell proliferation
Cellular component (GO): external side of plasma membrane
Source: RefSeq, a predicted model, not a curated record
UCGUAACCACAGCAACAGGGGCGGGCCCGGCGAGGCCACACCGCCAACUCGCGCGGAGCUGGGCAACCUUUCAGCUCUUGGGGCACUUGACGGAGCUGGUGAACUUUUAAACUUUUAUCCCUUCCCGAAGACAAAUUUCGGAACGCCUCGCUCCGGGAAGGUGCAGAGCGGGCAGCGGCGGUAGCUCACGGGCUGAGGUGCGGUGUUCUGCAGCCGGAGGUGCGGAAAAUUUGACCUGAAUCUAUGAACCAAUGAAGAAAAAUGAAAGGACAGAACAUACCAGCUGUCACGAUUUGUGUAUUUCACAUCAGUGCUACACUUUGGGGUUUUACAGAACAGGAAGAAGUAACAGGACUGUUUUCCAAGGAUUGCAUCCUCCCUUGUCGUUUCCCACCUGGGCAUGAUGAAGUAAUUCACUGGAGAAAAGAGAACAAAAAUGUUCACAGUUACUACCAGCAGAAGGAUCAGCUGGGACAACAAGAUCCACAUUACAGACUCAGAACUCACCUUUUUCAUGAGAACAUCCCUAGUGGAAAUGCCUCCUUGAAACUUAGUAACCUGACCAUGACUGACGAGGGCUCUUACACCUGCUAUGUGGGAACAGCGCAACAUCAAACAGAAGUGGAAGUGCAGCUACGAGUUAAAGCUCCUUCUUCUUAUGCACUGGAAUACCAAAAGACAAACACAGAAAGGAGACUGAAGUGCUAUGCUUUUCUCACUUAUCCAGCACCAACUAUAUCUUGGAUACAGGGUAGUAUAUCCAUCCAGGAGACAGAUCGGGAGGAAACUAGGAAUGGAGUUCUCUAUUCUCUUAGAAGUGACAAGGACAUUAUAAAUGUGACAGAUACUUACCAAUGUCAUAUUCAUUUGGAUCAUGAAGUGUGGGCUGCUGAAUGGAAGAUGCAAGAGCACCUGCCCAAGGUGGAAGGAGAGAGCACCGUAAUUCCUUGUGAACACGGCCUUGACACUGCAAGCACUGACGGUUUCAGUGUUGUCUGGACAUUGCACAGAAAUGCAGUGGCCUCAGUCCUGGCCUCCUUUAAUGGCACAUCUCACUCUCACCAGCCUCGAGUCCAGCUUAACGAAAGUGACUUUUCGCUGAGGCUGGAUCAUCUUACUGCAGGCGACAGUGGAGAAUAUCUGUGUAAUAUUUCAACACCUCUCUACACAAAACUUGCUGUGACAACUUUGCGUGUUGAAAAUUCAGGUAACACAGGAAAAAUUGUGCCAGGAGUGCUUUGUGCUGUGGUGGCAGUAGCAGUGACAAUAGCAGUGGUAUUUUGCUAUCUCAAGAAGAAAAAGAAGAGCGGAAUCAUAUAGACACCUUGACAUACAGGAAGAAAAUUCUGCACACAGAUACUGCUGAGACUGGUGAUGAAAAGAACAAAGAGUUCCUCCACCUUCCCCUUUGAGUUACUGUAAGAGCCACAUGGAAAUGUGAUUUUCUGAGCAACAAUAGCAGACAAAUGGGGAGGAAAAAAGUCAAUGGACACUUUGUGAAAAGUCAUGGAGCAGGGCAUCUCACCCCCCACAUGAGCUUAUCUGUUGCUUUUUAACUGGUGAGUUAGCUCAAACCAGACAGAGCUGUCUUGUAGUGAGUUAUUUUGGCACCAUGGGAUUACCACCUGGAAAGAAAAACUGGAAUUCUGACUGACAGGCACUUGCCUUUACAAACUAUAUAAUUUAUAUCAAAAUAUAUAAUUUAUAUCAAACAUCCUCAUUUUCCUAGAAACGUGGAGUUUUUCCUCAGAGCAGGGACACCUGCUUUCCUCUGGAAGCUGAGUAUUUCUUUUGCUAGUUUUAAUAUAGGUAGCUUGAUAUCAUGUACUGUUUUAUGUAAUCUACUGGUAGUUCUUUUGUUUUAUACUGUGUCAGAAUUAACUCAGGUUAAGACCUUUUAUGUGUUACCUCCUAUCUUUUCAAUAAAUAACUCAUUUUAUAAAUAGACCUGAUCUGCCAUUCUUAGAAGCUGUGGGCUAGAAUGAUUUCUUAAAUUUAAGCUGUUGCCAAAAAUCUGAGGCUAAGGCAGGGCUUCUGUGAAGCUCCCACUUGUUCUGUGACAGGUCAGCAUGCAAAAUUGGAUGUCCUAAAGGGACAAAGAAGUUUCCAGAGAAGAAAUCCCUAAAUUUUGAGUUUUGGUUGGAUUUUUUCUGGGGUGAGGGAAAGAGAGCUUACUGGUUUUUAUUUCAUUUAGUAUUUAAUUUUAAAGUAAAGACCAUGUUUGCUGUCGACAGUGGCAAGUCCGAGCCCAGCAGAGCGUGCUGGGCUGGCAGCGCUGGGGAGAGCAGAGAAGUGUCCGAGUGGGAGCAGCUGUGGGGAACAGAACAGUGGCAGACUGAGGUGUGAGAAGCUGAAUGCUGCCAAACACAGCCUAGCACAGUGGUCUGGAAAAUGAACCGUGUGACAUGGACGAUCCAGCUUCUGGGUGUUUAUCCGUCAUUGUUCUCCAUUGUCUUGGGCUCAGGGAUAGGAAAUGUGGGAGCCUCCCCCACCUGCUUUUGUCCUGGGGGCCACAUGUUGUGUGGGAAUGGUUGCCACCUUGUCCUAGUCUGGAAAAACACGUGGAGCUGGCAGCACUGGACCGGCUGCCAUCUUGUCCUUGUCCCAGGGGACCACAUGGGCAUGACCUAUGGGAAGUGUCUGCCAUCUUGUCUUUGUCCCAGUAGCCAUAUGGAACUAAGUUGAGGUGGUGAACACCUUUGUAUGGGUAAAGCAUCUCUUCUUGUAUACUUUUGUUACUAACAUUGUUGCUCUUUACUUUCAGUAAAUUAUCUCAACCCACA